Molecule: messenger RNA, 375 nt
Organism: Aspergillus niger
Lineage: Eukaryota; Fungi; Ascomycota; Eurotiomycetes; Eurotiales; Aspergillaceae
Exons: 2
Coding region: 1-375 (124 amino acids)
Source: RefSeq, a predicted model, not a curated record
AUGCAGCAGUAUUCCGAGGCUUUGCUCGCUUCCUUACCAGAAGGUGGUAAUGAGCAAGUCCCUGUUAACGCUGCUGGUUUAGGUUGGGAGGAAAAAGGCCUCCCCUUUUCCGUGUUGGACAUGGUGGAAUUCUGGAUCAACGGGUUCGUGACAAUGUCUGGGACCCAGCGGCUUAAUUUGUCCUCCUUCGCUAAAGUGGCCUCAACUCGCGACUACAUGGAUGGACUCUGCCAGAUUGCCCCCUUUCUGUUCCGCGCUACUUUGGAGAAUGAAAAUAGAGAUCUCCGCUCCGUUAAUGAGUCCGACGCCGAAGACCCAAUACGCGCGAUGAACCGGCUUUCAAUGGUGGAUGUUCUGGCUGAAGCAGCUCCAUGA